AAUGGAUUUAAAUUGUAGAGUGAAAUGUGCUUGUGUGAUAAAUUUAAGUACAUUCAGCAAACAUGGAAUCUUAUCAUUGGUAGCUGAAAAUCCUGUAUUCAUAAAUGAUUUGUAAUAAGAAGCUUAAUUAUUAUAUUAACAAAUUUCGAAUUAACAAGAUUAAUAAAACAUCCCCUCUUUACCUGUUUAAAAGAUUUAUUCAUAAUCAGGAGCUUGGUAUUGUUCAUUAAAGAACAAUAUAGUAAUUAGCCUAUUAGUUACAUCUUCAUAUCCAAUGCCUAGUGCAAUGCGAUUGUUAAAAUAAAUUGAAGAAAUAUUAAAAAAGUAAAUUUAAAGUGGAAAAUAUGAAUUUCAUCCUUUAGAACCAAAUGUGAGACAUGUAUUUUUAUUUUAUUACAAAUUAGCUAUUAACAUAAUAUGAUAGAGAUCCUUUUACGGAUGAUAAAAUAGAAAUAACUUGUAAAUCUGUUGAUUCUAUCCAAGGAUUAAUGGAAGAAAACAUAAGGAAGUUUUAAAUGAAUCAAGAAUAACUACAUGUUAUUCAUCACAAGAGUGCAGAUAUAUCUCAAAUGGCAGUUUAAUUUUAAAAAAGUGCAGCAACUGUAAACACUAAAUAAAAUUGGGUCAUUUACGUAGCAAUUGGAAUAUUCACUACAAUUGUUGUUGGAGUAAUAAUUUACAUUUUCAUAUGA
Messenger RNA from Paramecium sonneborni, 692 nucleotides. NCBI's taxonomy places the organism in Eukaryota, Ciliophora, Oligohymenophorea, Peniculida, Parameciidae. The record is from the annotation of a GenBank genome assembly.